UGUGUGGAGAUCGGAGUGCAGCCUUGGGUGUUGGUCCUCACUUCCGCCUUGUUUAAACAGGGUCUCUUCAUUGUUUACCACCACGAGUACCAGAGACUCUCCUGUUUCUGCCUCCUCCUUGCUGUGGGAGAACCGGGUUACAGAUGAGGGCUAUCACAUCUAAUGGGGAUCUAAACUCACGUUCUCAUGGUUGUGCAACAAGCCCUGGAAUAGUGUUUUUGAUAGACUAUUCCAGUCUGUCUCAGGCCCAUGCUUCAAUUGCUAAAGCAUCCUUUCUGAUUCUCUGGACGCUUGGUGCUUUGUCAAAAGUUGGGCUGUUUCAGAACCACCAUGUGCUUCAUUGCCUGAUGACCAGGCUCCCUUCACUGUGUUCACUGUUAGCGCUGAGGUCAGCCCGUCCUCCCAAGAAGACGCCCUGAUGACACUAUCUCAUAACCAGCCCCGAGAGGCUGGAAAGAGGAACUUGCCUCACCCAGAGCCACAACGCUAGGGAUGGUGCCUCUGACUGUUGGACCUUUGAUGUCUCCUGUGACCCUGGACAAUUGUCCUCAUUGUACAUGCACAGCCUGUAAGAGGCACAGCCAAAGCUAAACUGCUAUGUUCCCAUCCUGUCCAUCUGUCCAUGCUGUGUCUGACAUCACUCAGGGGCUUUCUGCUAUGAACUGUGCCUCAGAGCUGUGGUGGAAAGGUGGCCCCAUGAGAACUCAGUCACAAGUGGGUAAAUUUGGAAAGAUGUCUGUGAUAAUUUGUUUGUGUCAAGGUGGGGACAAAGCCUCAAGGCUUUGUUCCAGACCAAUCUUGAUAGGUGUAACUCAUGGUUUGUGACAAUGAUGGUCACAGUUUAGAGGAGAAGAGGGUGCAUUGCCACACAUAGUUUUUAUUCAUAAGCAAACUAGACUAGCUCUGCAGCCCAGAUGAGAGUGAAGUCAGGACUCAGGGCCUUGGCCGUGACCUUGUCCCAGGGCCCCUUUGGGUUUCAUCAGGGACUGGCUGCUCGCAUGCUCUUGGCAGCUCUGAGGGACUCUGCAGAGCCCACCUCAGGUCUUCUCCCUCACCAUACAUGCUGCUUUUUCUUUUUCAGCUCUGCCCUGUGUCUCAGGCAAUGAGAUUACUAAUGCAGCAGCAGUGGCAGCAGCAGCAGCAGCAGCAGCAGAGAAACGCUUGUGGAAUUGAACCAAGCCACUUGUGGACGUCAUACAGCUUUUCUUGUUUAAUUUGAAGGGAACUCAAGAAACUGUUGCAUUUUCUUAUCUGGUUCAUUAUAGUGAUUUAAACUAUAAAUACCAGAUAAAGUGGGGGAAACACACGUGCGUGCGCACUUGUGUGCACACACACACACACCACCACCACCACCAUCACCAGACUCACCAUCACCACCACCAUCACCAUCACAAUCACCAUCACCACCACCUCCACUAACACCAUCACCACCACCAGCAGCAGCAGCAGCAACAGAACUCUAAGCAUAUGGUGCCAUUCUCUAGCUGGGAGAUCAGGCCCAGAACUUUCUUUCUGUUUUAAAAUUUUAUUUUAUUUCAUGUAUAUGAGCUUUGACUAAAUUCAUGUAUGUGCUCCAUGUGUGUGCCUGAUGCCUGAGUCAGAAGUGGGCGUCAGACCCCCUGGAAUUUAAGUCACAGAUGGUUGAGAGGUACCAUGUGAGUUCUAGGGUCUGAACCCAGGUCCUCUGCAAGAGCAGCAGGAUGUACUGCGAGCCACCUCUGCAGCCCCGGGUCCCAGACUUUCUAUCUGCAGAACUCCGUUAUAAGAAGGCUAGUAACCUGGUGUUUGACUAGUGAAAGCCUCAGUCUCUGUGGUACAGAGAGUUAUAAAAGCCACCAUAGGAGGAGAGACAUCCCGGCAGGAAGCCAGUGGGGACAGCAGUUCAGACCUUGAGACUUCAGGUUUUUGGGCUGUUGUGAAAUUACUGUCUUAAGUGGUCUGACAAACCAGGCACCAGCGCAUGGGUGUGUUCUUCAUUAACAGGCACUUCGAACACUGUGUCUGAGUAUUCAUAAAAGUCCACAGUUUCUUAUCGACUACUCUGAGGUUCCAUAGGGUUUGGAACUCCCACUCUUUGCAUGAUGCAGAGAUGGGGUAGCACCAGUCAGGACUUCUUAGGCAGAUGUACACAGUCCCAGAGUCAAACAGGCCAUGCUUGACACCACAUGUGACCAAAAUGAGUCACGAAAGCUUGUGGUUUCCAGACAGUUUGCGGUUUUGAAAUUGUGUCUGAGCACUAGAAGUUUAUUUUCCUGACUUUGAAGCACAUCUUAUAAUCGAGUCAGGAACAAUAAAGCUGACUAAUGUGAAACAACCCGCCCGUCUUUGAAGAGAGCAGGCUGACAUAUCUGAUGCGGUUGGAAGACCGUCUUGUAGGCCUGGCCCGGAGUCCUCCUUUGUACUUUCUGCAUGUGCUUCUCACUGGUUGUACAGGCGGCGGCGUGCCAGUGCCAGGACUACCGUGGUGGCUGGCUCACAGGUGCCCUGUGCGAGGACCUCUGUGUGACUGGGGAGCUGCUGUACCAACGCUGCCUGUAUUACGAGCGUGGCAAGAAAGUGCUGCAGGCCCAGUGGAGAGGCCGGACUGUGGUCCUCAAAUCCAAGAGGGAGGCUUUCUCCAGCUUCCCUACCCUAAAUCUGCUGGAGGAGGAAGCCGGGCCAGGUGCCCCAGGCAUCCCCGAGGCUGAGCUGCUCCUGAUGGUGGCUGGGGAGGUCAAGAACACGCUGGGCUUGGAGCUGCCCAACAACAGCGUAGGUUCCCUGUGGCCUGCCAGGCAGGGGCCUGGCUGGCGGCAACAGCUGGCCAGUGCGUGGUCGCUGCUCCAGCAAGAGGAGUAUGUGUACUUCAGCUUGCUGCCAGAUCUGAGCCGACACAUCCUGCCUGUGCUGGGAUCCUGUGGCCACUUUUAUGCGGUAGAGUACUUGGCAGCCGGUAGCCCUCACCACAGGGCUCUCUUCCCUCUGGAUGGUGCUGGCCAGGCACAGGCUAUCAGCCACAUAGCUCUCAGUUUCCUGGACAUGGUGAGCCAUUUCGAAAGUGGCUUCUCCCACCGCCUCCACCUCUGUGAUAUCAAGCCUGAGAACUUUGCCAUCAAGAGGGACUUCACGGUGGUAGCUAUUGAUGUAGACAUGGCAUUUUUUGAGCCUAAGAUGAGGGAAAUUCUUGAGCAAAACUGCACGGGAGAUGAAGAUUGCAACUUCUUUGACUGUUUUUCCAAGUGUGAUUUGCGAGUGAAUAAGUGUGGAGCCCAGCGUGUCAACAGCAACCUGCAGGUCAUCUGUGAUAAAAUAUUUCGACACUGGUUCUCUUCAACUCACAGGAGCCCUGCCAUCUCCCCACAGCUGCGGCUGCAGCUACAGCAGACUGUUCAGGAGUGUGCUCACCAUGGGGUGCCCUCGGGAAACGCCAGGACUGCCUCCUCCAGUGUGUUCUGGAAGCUUCGAUGGCUCCUGCAGGCCACUCUGAGAGAGCUGCAGGAUGUGGAGAAGUAGCUGUUUUCUUGCCUUAGUCAUCCGGGUGGACAGAGGAAGUGGCCUUUGGAGUGAUAUCUUUUGUGGUGGCCAUGCAAAUGCGCUGUCUGUGCUGUUGACAUGGCCUUCUGAAGUGUGCAAUUUACUUCCCCCUUCUGUGAUGUGGACCACCCUCGCUCCUGCCCAGGUUGGUUCGAUUUUAUUUGGUGCUGACCUCUGUCCUGUCACUCCCUCAGAAGUGAGUGAAGGGAGAAGAUUCUGAGUACUUGACCUGUGGAGUUGCCCAAUCCUCUGAGAAGUGGAAGCAUGCCCUGCCAUUAGCGUCAAAAGGCUCCCGUUAGCCAUUAGCAAGCUAAAGUGUGAGCGUACAGAUGAGUGUGUUUGCAAAAGAGUGUGCACAUACGUGUGUACCCAUGAGUGUGUGAACUUGUUUGUAUAUAUGAAUGAAUUCUGUGUAUAAAUGAGUAUGUUGAUGUGUGUAAAUACACAAGGGUUGUAUGUACAUGAGUGGGUUGUGCACAUAGUCUCAUGGUUAUGAGUGUUCCUUCGUGUGUGUGCAUGUGCAUGAAUGAGUCAGUCUGCCUGUGAAUCUGUGCUCACGGAUGAAUCAAUGGGGUGUGUGCAUGUAUACACAUGGAGUCGAAUAAGUGUGUUGGCAUGUGGAGCUUGUGUGGAGGGGUGGCUCUCUAAGUGUGUCCUCUAGGAAUCUUGCUGGCAGAGAAGUGUCACUUUUCUCCUGUAAUUAAAUGCAAUAAAAUGUGUCUUUGGGAGCAUGAUUUGCAUUGGAGGGUAUGUGGAGGGGCAGCUUUUAGUGCUUUUCAUUCUGUGGAUUUUUAGCAGCACAGCGCAUCUUCCUUCUGAGCGGGGACCAUGUGUAUGCACCAUGGAGACCGUUUAAGUAGAGUGCUAGUGUGAGUUCUGACCACAAACAACUGGGGAGCAGCUCGUUUGUGCCCGCUGACUGACGGCCUGGCCAUGGGCAUCAUCAGGCCGUGCUGUGGCGCCAUGCGCUCUUUGAUGGACUUGAUGAGGGUCUUCUGAGAUGGCAGACUCAUGCAAAGCAGACCAAACUCCAUGUUGCUCCCCAACAGAGGGUGCCGCGUGGAUCUGGCAAGCUCAGUACCCUGCAAGAUCUUGCUUCUGCUCAGAUCAGGGAUCUCUGGUUUCUCAAUGGCCCCAAACGGCUACAAGUCACAGGAGAGGGGGACUCAAAAAAGAUGUGAUGUCUUGAGGAUUUGGAAGGUGUGCCAGUGGCUUUUAAGGAAGAAAAAAAAUUGAAGUUUUAAACAUGUACAAAAUGGCAGACACCUCACCCUUGUCUCUUCACAUACAACCCAGAGAAUUGCCCCUCGAACUUCCACGGAUGCACUUCUUAGGACCAUGCACCCGCUGCAUCCUGUUUACCCUGCACAGCGACAUGAGAGGAUACGGGACACCUGGGUUUCACACCAGCCCCAAUGCUAUCCUGAAGUCUGCUUGGAGGUGCACAUUUUCUGCUUUGCCCACCCCACCCCCAUUCCACCCACCAUCAAUUUGCCAGAUAAGGCUGACUUUCUUAAAGGGUUCCUCCAUCCACAUCUGAAGACUUGCUUUCAGUUUGUGGGUUACUCCGUGGCAGAAGGAAAGUGGAACCCCAAGCUACCCAGGUCCAGGCUCGUGGGAUCUCACAGCCUGGCCUGCAGAGUGAGGCUCCCAUUUCCCAGCAGGACCAGAGGCAGCUGGUCCUCUUCUGGGCAGAGUCCACUGAGAAUGGAAGAGUCAGUGGGGGAAGAUGGUGUGAGACAGUCCAAGAGGCUGAGGGGAAGCUCUGGGGCUCUGAAUCUUAGGUACUUGUGGUCUUACAGUCAAUGAGUCCACCCCGGAGUGACAGAAGUGACACACUUUCCUUAGUGGCCCCAAGCUUACUGGCCAGCAGAUGUUUUCAUUUAACUCCAAAUGGAAAUAAAUGGUUUUGUUUGUUGUGGA
This is a messenger RNA of Mesocricetus auratus (golden hamster), 5436 nucleotides long. RefSeq names its product divergent protein kinase domain 1C (gene Dipk1c). The transcript has 4 exons. The record is from RefSeq and is a predicted model, not a curated record. Bases 2410 to 3492 code for a protein of 360 amino acids. NCBI's taxonomy places the organism in Eukaryota, Metazoa, Chordata, Mammalia, Rodentia, Cricetidae.